CAAACCUGCUCGGGCGGCUGUUUACUUCAACACGCAGCCGCUGUUAUUUGUCCAAGCAUGUCGAAACCGGCAGCAAGCAGCGCGAAACGUCGCCAUCGACGGUACUGUUGCGUUGUGAAUUGUCACGAACAGGAAGGGCUCAACCCCGGCGUGAGCUUCUACAGGUUUCCAUCCAAACCGCACGAAGUCGAGCAGAGGGAACGCUGGAUACGAGCCGCCCAGCGCACUGAACCCGAUGGCAAGCCUUGGCAGCCGACACAAAACUCGAGGAUGUGUAGCCGGCACUUCGUCGGCAACAAGAAGAGCAACUGCGUGGGCCAUCCAGCCUACGUACCUACCAUUUUUCCCCCGGCGUACAAACGACCGCUCCCACUCGACUCAUCAAGUGGCUUGGAACGUUUUGACAGAUGGCGGAAAAGACUUCAGAAAGCACCGGCAGUUCCAGCGCUGCACAGUGAGCCCUCAACAUCAGGCACGGCCGCCACAACACCAGUCACGGUCGCCACAUCGGGCACGGCCGCCACAACAUCAGUCACAGCCGUCGCAUCAAGCACAGCCAUCACGACAUCAAGCACAGCUCCCACAGCCUCAAGCACCGCACCGAGCCCAGUUUCCACCAGCGUGCCCCCGACAUCAAGUCCUACAUGCCAGCCAACAUCCAGUGCUGAAAAUCAUAAUAUCUCUGGUCCUGCUGAUCAGGAAGGAGAGUGGUCCUCGAUGGACAUUGAAGAGGACCAACUCAUCGGUGAGUGCAGCAUGGUAAGUAAAGUAAUAUCACGAGAUAGCCGAACAAAGAUCGAGAGCAGGAAAAGUAAGAAGUGGGCACACUUUUGGUGCAGAGCAGAAAAAAAGCUAAAAAUGUUGUAGGGUCAAUGGCACAAAGUUUCUGGUUACGAGCUUGUGAGUUUGUUUAUUUGGGAUUGAGUUGGCGACCAAAACUAUUUGCAACCUUCAUGUUUGCCUCUAAACCCCGUGGGCUGUCAAACCUCUUACUGCGUUGUGGGCUGACUGAGCCAAAGACAACCAUUUUCUUUGUUCCCCACAGUUCACUUACCUUCCCUCGUAACUUGCCCUGUUUCUGCAGAGGUCUCUGACUCGGGCAGUGCAAUUUUUAGGCAUUUGAAAAUAAAAACCAGGGUGGGGCAUUUGACAGUUGAACACCUCUACUACUAAAUGGCCUGUUUAACAAAGAUGAUCUGGCCUCACUCAGGUUGCUGCCUGAACCAGGGCAAUGGCUACAAUGAAGUGACUGUUAAAAUGAAGUGGUUUUAUGGUACCAAACAUUUAGUUGUACAAGUGUUCGACUGUACAACAGUGGCCAGGUUCUUCUUAAUAAUAUAGCUAAAAUUGUGGGCCAGGUUGUCCCAUCUGAACAGGAGCAGCUCACAAGAUCCCUGGGAGUUGGGCCUCAUGCAAGAACCUGCUUCUUUGGUGGCUAUGACAGCAUAAAGCAUAGCCCAGAUGCACUGCGAAGCUUGUGCGGUGUUGACGGCAAUGUGUUUGCUUUGCUGCUUAGCCUACUGCCAACGGUUCGAGACCGGGGGAGUGACGUUACAGUAGAAAACAAAAUGCUGAUCUUCCUCACAAAAAUGAAACUGGGAAUAUCGUUUAGCGCUGUUGGAACUCUCUUCGGGGUCCACGAGACCACUGCCUGCCGUACAUUUUAUGCUGUGCUGUGCACCUUGGCAGAGGUCACUAAAGGUUGGAUCAGUAAGCCUCCUGUGAGCAACAUCAAGCUUGCGCAGCCGCUUUGUUUUCAGGAAAACUAUCCGGAGUGCACUCUCAUUGUAGAUUGCACAGAGAUAAAAACGGAGACACCCCCCAACAUUAGGCAGCAGCACGUACUGUACUCCUCGUACAAAGGAUGCUACACACUGAAAUUCCUUGUUGGAAUCAUCCCCAAUGGAAUGGUGGUGUUCAGGUCCAAACCGUACGGUGGUCGAUGUUCAGACACAUACAUCACACUAAACUCUGGAUUUUUGAAUGUGCUCGAAAGCGACGACAUGGUUCUUGCAGACAAGGGAUUUCCUGGCAUUCGCGCUUCUCUUGCCGACAGGGGGGUCAUCCUUGUAAUGCCACCAUUCUCGGCGGGAAGCAACGUUCCAUUCACUACCGAGGAAAUGGAAGAGACCUACGCAGUUGCUUCGGUGCGCAUUCAUGUGGAAAGGAUGAUUCAAAGAAUUAAGCUCUACGACAUCCUUAACCACCGAGUUCCCAUUUCACUGAUACCAGCAAUGGGAGACAUUUUCCACAUGUGCUGUGUUUUGGCCAACCUUCAGCCACACAUUAUCAGCUCGUAGCCUGUGAACUAACUUGAGAACCCUUAGGAACCUUUCAUUUUUUUUAAAUUUUAUUUUCAUGAACUUCGUUGGUUUUUUGGCAGCACUUUAAUUUUUGUGAGGAUGCAACAUUUGCAGAUUGAAGACAAUUUGCAAAAGAUUGAUCUCGCGAAGAAACAGUUCCAUGGUGGCAAGUACAAAACAUACCAUUUUGGAUCGCAUAAAUUUGUGCCCACAAAAUAUCUCGCAAACAGGCAUGUUGAGAAAAUCGCGAAAUAUUGAGGUAGUGAAUAUGUGCUCAUUUAUAGUAUGAUUUUUUUUUUUUUUUUUAUUAUUAUGGAGCUUAAAGGGGUUUGUAACGAUUUCUGGACUUCGGUCAAAAAAUUGUGGAAGUUGCCCUCCGACACUUCUGAAGUAAAGACCAGAAAACCGAUUUUGCCUGCGUGUCCUAGUUGUGGCGUAAAAAAAAGAUAAAUAUUGGCAUUUCGGGCACCCUUCAACUCACUCCCAGUCUCCAGGGUCACACUCCUAGUGACGUCAUUCGGAGUGCCGUGUAGGUUACCCUGUGGUAUCUCGGAGGACGCUUCCUCUCCCUGUCUCUGCUGACAUUAGCGGGCAUUAGGCUGCAGGUUAGAGCUGAGCGAGGUCACGUAACCUUCUAGCCGUAGUUCCUUCAGCUGCCACUCCGGGCUGCAGGUGGGGGAAAAAGCUCGGCUUUUGCUUUGCGAUUAUGCAGCGGAAUCGCAACAUUUUGAAUGAAAGUGAUGUUUUCUCUAUUCUCCGGGACGCGAUAAACAAUGUGAAAAUGACGAGAUGCAAAUUUUUUUUAACCAUAAAAUCGUUGCACGCCCCCUUUUAUCUGAGAAGUGUGAGUUAUACAAAGGUGCAACUUGCGCCAACUUUACAUAUAGAUGGCCAUUUAUAGGGAAUGGAACUUGUUCGAUUCCAAGGCCGAAAACCAGCUGUUCUGUGCACCUUGUAUCUGGAGAAGUAAAUGCGUACUCGUCAUAACAGACCACGCCUGCUGUUUUGUACCGUCACUCUUUCAAGUGGCAAGUGCAAAACAAAUAGUUUAGCUUUAUUAUUGGCCACCAUGUGGCUCUUGCCUGGGUAGUACUACCUAUCCAUUGGGCAUGAUUCCAAUACAAUUUGACCACCAAAACAUAUUUCAGCAAUAUGGCAAACUUCCGUGCCUCAAGUGAUAGUGCAUAGAGCUAGCUCAAGUCAAAGUCAAAUUUGGGGGUUUUACGUGCCAAACCAACAACGGGCAUCUGGCACGCCCCAGCGGAGGGCUGAGGAUUAAUUUGGACCACCUGGGGAUCUUUUGACGUGCAACCGAAAGCUCGGUUACAUGGCGCCUUCUCCGCAAUAAGCUUCCGCCAGAUUGCGGGCAUAGAGCUAGCUCUCAUAUGCAGUGGGUCUAGUUGUGCAUAAUCAAAUAGAAACAACUGCCUAUCAAAUCUCUCUAGCUAUCCAAAUGUGUGCUUGUACAAGCAUUAUUCAAAUGAACAGAAAUAGUUUGUGCACCAUGUUUGUGAAAGUUUAUACCUUCAGAGACGCUGUCCUUGCACUAGUCGAAUGGGAGUAUAUCAAGGCACCGACUCGGCCCUUGUGCACCACCAAGGUGAGUGAAAUUUAAGGUGGGCAUUUGUCCAGUGCAGCAAGACCACUGACUCAUUGUUUGUAACCUAAUGAAUGAACUAGUGGAAAUGCAGCCUGCUUAUAUGUGUAUGCUUCAAGUGUUGUGCACUUGCAUGGCAAUUGGGGUUGCAUAAUAAUGCAUUGAAUGUUACGGAAGAGGCAUUUCUGGCUUUCUGUCUGCUUGUGUGCAUAUGGGCUCGUAAUCUUUAUAAUGCUGCAUGACAUUGCUGUGUAUGGUUUUAGUUAUUGACAAUUGGGAAUGCACAAUGAUUUUGUGAAUGUUGCAAUAGAGCUAAUUUUAGUUUCCUGUCUGUUAUUGUGCUUACGUGCUCACAGUCUCUAUAACCCUGCACGAGCUUGCUUUCUGUGUGGUGUUUGUUACACAUAAAAUCUGAUAAAUAUGUAAUUUUUCCAUCCAAUAAACGUUAUAAGAUCAAACUUUGUGUGAUACUCAAUGGCUGUACAUGUGUACAUUCCUCCAGCAAUCAACACUUGGCAAGGUGUCCACGGGCACAAGAAUCUCCCCCCAAAUAUUGUUUUUAGAAACAUUGUGUGUUGAUUUUAUUGGCACUUAUAAACACAAGAACUAUGGCAGAUUUUGCAUUAAAUAUGAGUUCUCAAGAAGUAGCUGUGACCAAGAAAGAUUUUGGGUGUAAAAGAAUAAAAAAACGCUUAAGCUUUGAGAAAACUCAAAAUGAAAUCCUUCAUCUCCACUUGACAGCUAUCACAACAUUUUUCUUUGGUGAGUGAGUUUUUCUUAGUUAAACCGACCAAAAGGAAAACCAACAUAUAUGCAAAUGUUUCGUGGCCAUCUUUAAAAUAAAUGAUUUUUUUACAAAAAUAAUUAUUUAGGUUGUAAAGGUUUAGAAAACUAGCUAUUUACACCCAAAUAAAUUCGAAACUUCAGCAAAAAA
Messenger RNA from Ixodes scapularis (black-legged tick), 4834 nucleotides. RefSeq names its product THAP domain-containing protein 11-like. The transcript is spliced from 4 exons. NCBI's taxonomy places the organism in Eukaryota, Metazoa, Arthropoda, Arachnida, Ixodida, Ixodidae. Gene Ontology annotation, molecular function: sequence-specific DNA binding. The record is from RefSeq and is a predicted model, not a curated record. The coding region runs from base 58 to 867 and encodes 269 amino acids.